Panthera uncia (snow leopard) is the source of this 2011-nucleotide messenger RNA. RefSeq names its product olfactory receptor 9I1-like. Gene Ontology annotation, molecular function: odorant binding; G protein-coupled receptor activity; olfactory receptor activity. The record is from RefSeq and is a predicted model, not a curated record. Bases 809 to 1930 code for a protein of 373 amino acids. Gene Ontology annotation, biological process: sensory perception of smell; G protein-coupled receptor signaling pathway. NCBI's taxonomy places the organism in Eukaryota, Metazoa, Chordata, Mammalia, Carnivora, Felidae. The transcript has a single exon. Gene Ontology annotation, cellular component: membrane.
UUGUUAUUACUGAGAUAUAAUUGACAUAUAACAUUGUGCAAGCUUCAGGUGUAAAGUGUGUGGUUUGAUUCAUUUAUAAGCUGCGAUAUGAUCAUAGUGUUGGCUAACAUUCCGUCACUUCCCAUAAUGAUCAAGUGUUCUUUUGUGGUGGGAACAAGUAAGAACCAGUCUCUUAGCAACUUUGAAGUUUGUAACACAAUAUUGUUGGCUAUAAUUCAAUGUCUACAAUACAAUGUUGUUGACUAUAGUCACUCUGCUGUACAUUAGAUCUCCAGAACUCGUAUCUGCCAGUUCCAAGUUUGUACUCUUAAACUGCAUCUUUUAAUACCAUCUGACUAAGUAGUUUUUGAAUACAUGCUGAAUAAUUACGUCACAAGAAAAGAAAGCACAUCGGUGGGUAACAUGAGGGAAUACUCAACAUGAAGAGCAGAUUCGUCGUCCUCCAACUUCUGAAAUUCUUUUAUGAGAAGAAGGAAUUAAAUUUGCUGUGCGUGUCUGGAAGGGGGAAAACUAAAACCAAUAUGUUGAAGACGAAGAGAGAGAGGAAACAGAUCCAAAAUGAGCAUUAACGGGUAGAACUGUCCACAGAUGGAGGUUCAUACAGUAGCUAGAUGACCAAGCAGAAGGUACGUAGUACAGGACACUUCAGCAUCCCAUGGGGAUUAGGACACUUGCUGACCAGGUUCUUUCCAAAUCUGAAUCUCUGUGUCUCUUGUCUUCACAGGAAUUUCCAAAUACAAACCCAAAUUAAUUUGAAUCAGAAACACCAGCUCAGGGCUCAGCUCCAAAAAACGUGGAAGAAACAUAGAUGCCCACGGAGACUCGGCCACGUACAGGAUUUCCCAAAAACAAGCUCUAUAAGUUGGCCCAGAAAUAUAAAGCUAACUUCUACCAUAGAAAGAAUCUGUCCUUCAAUUCUGGGAUGUUGUUGUUGUUGUUGUUGUUGUUCAUUCUCACCCUCAGAUCAAUUGUCUAUAUUGAAUCCAUGGACGCGAAUAAUCUUACUAUGGUAACAGAGUUCAUUCUCAUGGGCUUUACUGACUACCACAUGUUGGAGAUCCCCCUCUUCCUGACGUUUCUCAUUUUCUAUAUCGUCACCCUUCUGGGGAAUGUGGGGAUGAUCAUUCUGAUCCAAGUGGAUGUCCAACUCCACAUGCCCAUGUACUUCUUCCUGAGCCACCUCGCCCUGCUGGAUGCCUGCUACGCCUCGGUCAUCACUCCUCAGAUCCUGGCCACACUGGCCACAGGUAAGAUGGUCAUCUCCUAUGGCCAGUGUGCUACCCAGUUCUUUUUCUUCACCUUCUGUGCAGGCACAGAGUGUUUCCUGCUGGCAGUGAUGGCCUAUGACCGCUAUGCUGCUGUUAGCAACCCACUGCUCUACACUGUAGCCAUGAAUCCUAGAAUUUGCUGGAGUUUGGUGGUGGAAGCCUAUGUCUGUGGGAUGUUAGGGUCCAUUGUGCGUACCACAUGCACCUUCACCCUCUCCUUCUGUGACCACAAUCAGAUCAACUUCUUCUUCUGUGACCUCCCGCCCCUGCUGAAGCUCGCCUGCAAUGACACAACAAACACUGAGAUUGUCAUUGUCUUCUUCGGCAACUUUGUGAUCUUAGCCAAUGCUUUGGUCAUUCUGAUAUCCUACCUGCUCAUCAUCAAGGCCAUUCUGAAGGUGAAGUCUCGAGGUGGCAAAGCCAAGACUUUCUGCACAUGUGCCUCCCACCUCACCGCUGUGGCCCUUUUCUUUGGGACCCUCAUCUUCAUGUAUCAGCGGAGUGGCUCGGGCAAGUCCCUGGAGGAAGACAAGGUCGUGUCUGUCUUCUACACUGUGGUCAUUCCCAUGCUAAACCCUCUGAUCUACAGCCUAAGAAACAAGGAUGUGAAAGCAGCCUUCAGAAAGGUCACUGGUAGACUCCAGGUAUCCCUGAGUGUGUAGAUAUGAGUGAUAGGACCUUACCUCCUGGUCCAUUUUCUUCCCAUAUCAAUGUAUCCUAACAGGCACCAGCACUCUAUGCAA